Molecule: messenger RNA, 1917 nt
Organism: Microtus ochrogaster (prairie vole)
Lineage: Eukaryota; Metazoa; Chordata; Mammalia; Rodentia; Cricetidae
Gene: Dph5
Product: diphthamide biosynthesis 5
Biological process (GO): protein histidyl modification to diphthamide
Molecular function (GO): diphthine synthase activity
Source: RefSeq, a predicted model, not a curated record
UUACGGCACCGGCGGUGGGGCCCGGAAGGUCUGUCUCUGCCGGGCACAUGGUUUGGGAUCUGCGUUUAUAGAAAGGCUACAGUGAGACUUUAAGGGGCGUUAGUGAAGCACCUACGAGUCUCGAAGCGGUCUCCCCCGUCCCUGGAGUUCGAAAUGCUUUACCUGAUCGGCUUGGGCCUGGGAGAUGCCAAAGACAUCACAGUCAAGGGCCUGGAAGUUGUGAGACGCUGCAGCCGCGUCUAUCUGGAAGCCUACACCUCAGUCCUGACUGUAGGGAAGGACGCCCUGGAGGAGUUUUAUGGAAGAAAGUUGAUUCUUGCUGACAGAGAGGAAGUGGAACAAGAAGCAGAUAAUAUUUUUAAGGAUGCUGAUGUCAGCGAUGUUGCAUUUCUGGUGGUGGGCGAUCCAUUUGGGGCUACAACACACAGUGAUCUUAUUCUGAGAGCCACAAAGUUGGGAAUCCCUUACCAAGUUAUCCACAAUGCCUCCAUAAUGAAUGCUGUAGGCUGCUGUGGUUUACAGUUGUACAAGUUUGGAGAAACAGUUUCUAUUGUUUUUUGGACGGACACUUGGAGACCAGAAAGCUUCUUUGACAAAGUGAAGAAGAAUAGAGAAAAUGGCAUGCACACACUGUGUUUACUUGAUAUCAAAGUGAAGGAGCAGUCUCUGGAGAAUCUCAUCAGGGGAAGAAAGAUCUAUGAACCUCCUCGAUACAUGAGUGUGAACCAGGCAGCCCAGCAGCUUCUAGAAAUUGUUCACAAUCAGAGAGCAUGCGGGGAAGAACCAGCCAUCACCGAGGAGACACUCUGUGUUGGCUUAGCCAGAGUUGGCGCUGAGGACCAGAAAAUUGCAGCAGGCACGUUACAGCAAAUGUGCACAGUGGACCUGGGAGAACCAUUGCAUUCUUUGGUCAUUACAGGAGGCACCUUGCACCCACUGGAGAUGGAAAUGCUAAAUCUUUUCUCCAUACCGGAAUCCCAGAGUAUCAAUGGACUCUGAACAUGGACUUUUUCUGUUGUCUCACAUUAAUUUCAGUUAGAUUGUAUGUGCUCUAUUUAUACGACAAAUUAUGUGGUCUGUUACUUAUCUAGAAAGUGUAACAGAAGUGACCAAGAGGAAGCAAGUUGAACCAACAGUGGUUGGUUUCCUGCAGCAGUUUUCCCCUGUUUCAUCACCAUGCUGUUGCAGUACCUGUUGGCUCCUUGUCAGGGGGCAGACCAAGCUGAAGAAGUAUGGCUGGACGUCCAAAGAUGUAACUUUGAGGAAACUGGAACAUGACUCACAUAAACCCUAUUUUUAAGGGAUAAAAAAGCGCAGAGUAGCAAGUAAAGCAAAUAAAAGAUUGCUAACUGUUCAUUUGUUGUUUUUUAAUCUCCUUUAUAGAAAGGUAGCUGUUGGAACUCAACACACCCUCGUAGUGAAGUGCUACUGCGCAAGCAUUGAGAGCUGGAAUCCCCAGCACUCACAUGAAAAGCCCAGUUUGGCCAUGGACAGCUGGAAGCCUAGCGCUAGGUGCGGGGUACCUUACGUCCGUUCUAUCUUGUUUUCUUUGGAGAUGGUAAACUACGGUUCUGGGUUUUGUAGUUGAAAAGCUCACACCCUCCAGUUGUAACUGUUACAGUGCAUGGUUGUUGAAAGAUACUGGGAGUCACAGAGCAGGCUGAGAAUUCUGCCUGUGUGCCUUUUCCUGCCGAGAUAUUCCCAGACUUCAGUUCAGCAAAGAUAGUGUUGGACUGGCAUGAGAUGGUUAGUCUGUGGAACUGUAGGCUCCAAAGGGAGCUAGAAACGGAAGCAAAUUCAGAUGCUCUAUAGUAAAUGAUUGGUGUGUCCUAAAUUCUCAGCUCACUCCGUAUUGUUUGUAUGUAUAGGAAGAUCCAAAGAUCCAGGUGAAAAGCCAGGCCAAGCCCACCACCCACC